AUGGAUGGGUAUGAAGCAACUAGGAUUGUGCUCUCUCGUAUCCAAGCGUUAGACCCAGAUAACGCAUCAAAGAUCAUGGGUCUUCUCCUUCUCCAAGACCACGGCGAGAAAGAGAUGAUAAGACUAGCUUUUGGUCCAGAGAAUCUUGUUCAUUCUGUGAUAGUGAAAGCCAAGAAAGAGUUAGGUCUCAUGAGCUGUUCAAGGCCUCUUUGGAGCCAAGAGGAGUUAAUAAGCCCUAAGAACAACACUCGUGGCUCUUCUCUCAACCCUGCUUCUCUGCCCUUCUACGCUAACGGAGGAGGAAGAUCUUUUAAGGAUAUGACCAACGAGUUCGAGUUCAUGGAUGAUGUGAACUUGGGCUCUGUGCAUGCCAGAAGCGGUAGCUGCGGUUUUGACGGUUUAGGGUUUGGUGAAUCUGAUUUAGGGUUUGGUGGCGUGCCCUGUUCUUAUUUCGCUAGAGGCUUCUGCAAAAACGGGAGUAGCUGUAGAUUCGUUCACAGUGAUGGAGGAGGUGAGCUCGUUGGCUCUCCGAGUAGAAUGGAGCUUCUUAGGUCUAACUCGGUACCUCCAAGACUCGCUCACCAGUUCAUGACUCGCUCUUCUUUCUCUCCUAAAGGUGUUAACUUGCAGAACAGUGAUGCUCAAAGAGCUGCUGCUGCUGCUUUGAUGAUGGGAGAUGAAUUUCAGAAGGUUGGAAGAUGGAGGCCUGAGAGGAUUGAUCUCUCAGCUAUGGCUUGUCCUGCUUCGAGACAGAUCUAUCUGACAUUUCCUGCCGACAGUAGGUUCAGGGAGGAAGAUGUGUCCAAUUAUUUCAGUACUUUUGGACCAGUUCAAGAUGUGAGGAUACCAUAUCAGCAAAAGAGGAUGUUUGGGUUUGUGACAUUCUUGUACCCUGAGACUGUCAAGAGCAUUUUAGCCAAAGGGAACCCUCACUUUGUGUGUGAUUCAAGGGUUCUUGUUAAGCCUUACAAGGAGAAAGGCAAAGUCCCUGACAAAUACAGAACUAACCAAACAACAGAGCUAGAAUUGUCCCCAACAGGGCUUGAUUCUAGCCCCAGGGAUGUUUUAGGAGGGAGAGGGUUCUAUAACAACGCCCAAGAUGUUAUGUGGAGGAGUAAAUUUGAAGAAGAGAUUCUUGAGCUUCAAAGCAGAAGGCUAAUGAAUAUGCAGCUUCUUGACGUCAAGAAUCAUUUCCAGCUCAAUUCUUCCUCUACACACAUUCAUUCUCCAAAUCCUUUUAGCCAGACACUUGUGUCUCCACGCCCGGGGGCGGUUAAAGCAGGAGGAGAGAUAGGGAAAGGAAGUUCCAAAGAAGGAUCUGAUGAUGAUACAAUAAAUCUACAAGAGAAGUUGGAGGAAUGCUUGCCAGAUAGUCCAUUUGCAUCUUCCACUAAUCAUUUGUUUCUGUUUGCUGAUUCUGUGGACAAUAAUGGAUCAGAUCUGUGGUCGCCUUCUUCUGAUAAUGAUGAUAAUUCAACUCCUUCUACACUCUCUGACUCCUUCAACUCUUUCAACUGCCAAAUGCCUAGGUCACCUGCAUUUGGGAUGUUACCCGGUAGGGGAGGACCAGCAUGUCGUGUUGGGAUAUAAACAGGAAGAGAGGUGAGAAAGAAAGAAAGAAAGAAACUGAGGUAAGUUAAAAACUAAUAAUAUAGACUCUUAAUAACAAAAGAUGCAGAGGUAUAAAAGUAAAGCAGGAACAUUUGAUGUAAGAGGUAGAGAAGUGAAGAGAAGAAAAAAAAGAUUGUUGUACCAUUUCUCUAGUUUUAAUGUGUAAUGUUGAUGGACCUCAGAAGAUGAUGUAAUAUGAUAUAACAUAAAUAUAUAGGACAAGAAGUGUAAUCUCUCUAAAGAUUUACAAAAGAAAGAGAUUACAAUAUGGGUUUGAAAGUGUUAGCAACUCUCUUCUUGUCCUUACCAGUA
This is a messenger RNA of Brassica rapa (field mustard), 1923 nucleotides long. RefSeq names its product zinc finger CCCH domain-containing protein 46. The record is from RefSeq and is a predicted model, not a curated record. Gene Ontology annotation, molecular function: metal ion binding; RNA binding. Lineage: Eukaryota; Viridiplantae; Streptophyta; Magnoliopsida; Brassicales; Brassicaceae.